Messenger RNA from Cotesia glomerata, 5790 nucleotides. RefSeq lists its product as uncharacterized. Gene Ontology annotation, biological process: cilium assembly; centriole elongation. The record is from RefSeq and is a predicted model, not a curated record. Gene Ontology annotation, cellular component: centriolar satellite; centriole. Lineage: Eukaryota; Metazoa; Arthropoda; Insecta; Hymenoptera; Braconidae. The transcript is spliced from 3 exons. Bases 106 to 5400 code for a protein of 1764 amino acids.
GCGCAAGCUGUAUAUAUCAGUCAAAAAAAAUAACCUAACACUAUCUCUAUCCAAUGACGAUAAACAUCAAAACAAAUCUAGUACUCAGCAUUUAACAGUAAACAAAUGGAUCGAAAAUAUUUAUCACAACGAUCGCUUCCUCCGUUAGUUGAAGGUAAAGUUCACGGUUAUCUAGAUUUAACAAUUGAUAAGAUUGUUUGGACUCGUAGGAGUCCUGGAAGUGUCACAGUUGUUGCUUGUUGGUGGGGCGAGCUCGACAAUGCAAAAUUUAACCCCUCAGAAACAGCCAAGGACACCAAAGACAACACCGAGACAUACUCCGUAAAAACAAAUUUCGAGUUAUUCAAAGAAUACUUAAAAAACGCAGAAUCUCUGUCACUGUCAGUGCUUUCAAAAAAAACUCAGCAGUCUAUCGGAACAGCUACUGUUACAAACCUCCUAGAAAUCUUUUCAGGCAAACUAGUAACCUCUGUUUCAAUUUACAGUCCCACUGGGUUAAAGCUCGGAGAAAUAAACAUUUGUUUGCAAUUAUCUCGCCCUCAAAAAAAUAAACCAAGAAAACGAGAAAAAAUGCCGGAGAUUGAAAAAAUUUCUUCAGUCCGUUCUAUUUAUUUCUCUGAAAUAAAUUCCGAUCUUGAGUCUCCAAGACUAACCUCCGAUAACUACCGUUCAAUUUUACGUGAAAAACGCACGAAUUUAGAAAACAAAAAGAAUCCCUUGGAUUUAACUGAUAGAUUAGUAGCUCAGGUUGUAGCUCGCGCGAGGAAAUUACGCGGAGCUCUGUCUAACGAUUCAAGCGACCCACUGGCUCUGAGCGAUUCUACAAUCGACAGUUACCGGUCUGACGAGUCAGCGGAGAAAGAAGCUGCGCUUUACAAAUAUCUAAUGGGCUCUUCUAUGAGCCGCACGAAAGAAAAAAAAGCCUUAGAGACGCUGAGAACUCAAUCACCGACUCCCAGCUUGAUUGACUUUGCCGUCGAGACAAUAAGGUCUUGCAAUGAAAAUCAUCCCCAUCAAAGCACAGAUCUAGACAAUAAUAAUCAAUAUAUAACUUCGAUUCCAAAAGAAGAGUCUUCUGAAUUAACAACAGCCAACAGAUUGAGCGUCCAGCGAAAAGAAGCCAGUCCAAUUGACUAUGUAGACAGUGUAAGGAUAGUCGUUGACUCUCUGAAGCUUACACCAGCGGGUUUUCGCCGAGUUAAGUCUUCCUGUUUAUCAAAGAGUGACUUUCCCGUCUCAGUAACUUACUUUGUCCAGUACGACCCGAGUUUUUUAACGCUCAAGAAGGUUAAUAAGAAAACAACCUACGAAAACAAGCCGGUGAAAAUGUGCUCGAAGCAGCAAGAAGAAGAGAAUGUUUACUUCAACCACGAAGCGGUUUAUAAUUUACCCAAGAGUUACUUACGCAUGGAGGCCCCUUUAAGGUUCAAGGUCUUCAAUCGGCACCUCAAUCAACGAACUCCCGCUGAAUUGGGAAUUUGCUCGAUGUAUAUCAGCGACGCAGCGCGGUCAUCAACACUAGGCACCACCCAACGACUCGCUGUUGUUAAAAAGGGAAUAAAAAUAGGCGAACUGAAGGUCAGUGUCGAGCUCGGCUGUGACAAAACUCACUUUGGCAAGCAGUUUGUCGAGGCUGUUACUUCUACAAAGGAAAACAUUCCUGUGCUUGAGCUGUCGCCUAAUUUUGCGAGCUCUAGAUAUAAAACUGCUACGGGAGAUAGCAAGUCCAGCAGAGCUACUAGUGCUCCGGAGAAAAAAGAAAGUCUUAGCCGGAGUGGUAAUAAUAAUAGUUGUAAUUAUAAUAAUAUUGAUAGAAAUGCUGAAAAAAAAAGGAGUGUUGAGGUUGAAAUUGAUCUUCCGAAAUUUUCAAAUGAAAACACUUUGUUACACGGGUUGAUUUACAUCAGCGACGGCAGAGAUCUUCCGGAUGUUAGUACGUACUUAAUUUGCCGUACUUUUUGGAGGGAAGAUCGCUCGGUUAGUAAAGUAUGCACCGGAAGAAAUCCUUAUUACAAUUUUUAUCAACUGGUACCGCUGAUUCAUAACCUAGAGCUUUUAGAGCGGACUAAAGAUAAUUGUAUUAUCACGGAAGUUUACUCCAAAAAUGCAACAGAUGAUUCUUUGAUUGGAAUUGCUAAAUUGCCGGUUCAUCAAUUGUAUGUUGCUUAUCGCGAUCCGCUUGUUUUGCAGCAUCUUCUGAGGGCUAAGUAUCCUGUUGUAAGUGUCGACGGGUGGGUGGCGGUCACUGAUCCGGUUAGUGGGAGACACUGCGGGGAAAUUUAUGCACUGGUAGCUCUAGGAACUGCUGAACAAAUUGCGCUGCUUGAAAUGACUCGGGGGAUUCGCACUCGUGCUAAUCUUCCUUCUGUUUCUGCUACUGCUGCUGUUGCUACUGGUGCUGGUGCUUCAGAUAAUCGUCAAAGAAAUGAAAGUCCAGCGGUAAAAACUCAAGAAUGUCAAACGGAAAUAACAGUCGACGCAAAACACACUCAAGAAGACCAAAAUAAUCGCGAUGAAGCGGUGAUCCACACGAUUGUCGACAGACUAGCGCAAGCGCUAAGCGCUCCUAAGACUAUCGUCGACCAGGGCGCGCAAACGGAGUUUAAAUUUCAAAAUGAACCUCCGCGAGAUAAGGAGAGACAAAAAAUAAUCCACGUAGAGCCGUUGUGUCUUGAGAAUUUAAAUAACUCUCAGAGUUUUUCCGCGGAAAGUUCGACUGAUAGUCCUCGAGAUAAUUUCAAUAUGUCCCGUGAAAUAUUUCGGAGCGUGGGAGUCGGCGCAGAGUUUGAUGAACCUCCUGAUCAGACUCGCUCGUCAAACACUUGUUGUGAUCAUCCGAGUGAUAGCGAUGACAACGUUGCUGGGACUUCUUUUCACUUGGCGGACAAUCCGUCCAGAGACUACUUGGCGGCUGAUGUAGAGUCUUGUCAUUCUGAUAAAGACAAGGAUGUUUCUAAUGAAAAAGCUUUCAAAGUAAUGGUAGAGAUUGACUGCGCAUUGCACUUGCCAAAAGUCGAAGUAAAUAAUGAGAUUUUGGAGCCGUGUACUUAUGUAACCUUUCAGAAGUUUCGUACCAACGAUACUAAUAGAAUAGAUGCUUACAUGAUGACGAAUGUGUAUCCGUACAGCUCCAGUCCCAAGUACGAGUGGCGCUGUGAGACUAAAUUGCCGACAGAUUUAUUGAUUAAGGAAGAAAAACGAUUGAUUAUGAAGGUAUGGCGCUUGCUGGCACCGGAUGUUAGUAUGAGUAUUAAUUUGGAGAAGGAUAUACUUGUUGGUAUUUCGGCGAUCGAUUUGUCGGUACUGACCUCUGGGUUUCCGACCAUCUCCGGCUGGUAUCACAUCAUGGACUUUGGGGGUAAAUCUAAUGGGCAAUUGAAAAUAAGUAUCACUCCGCUGGAAGAUGUCGUGGGACUCGGGAAAUCUGCUACUGCGAGACCGGUUCCUGCUUUUAAUUACACCAAUUUGUCGUCACCUUACUCAGAUGAUUUAGUGAAGCAAGAUCACGGGAGUCAAGAGCAGGACAGCGAGGAGGAAGAAGAUCAAAAUUCUGCUGGUGAUAUUGAGCUUAAAAUCAACAGCAAUCUGAGCUUUGGAGGGAUUCCGACAUCUAUUUUGUCGCAAACUUUGAAUGAUAAAAUGGAUCAAAUAAAAGAAAGUCUCCGUUUCCGCUUGAACGAAGUAACCAGCAAAGCAUUUGAAGACCUGGCCCAACAAUUCGACCCGACUGAGCAGGAUUUUGAGUUUGAAGACAACGAAAAUGAUAAAGAAAACGACUUGGAUAACAUUAACGUACCCUGGCUAUCACAGCUACCAGCUGUGAGCAACUCAGUAGAUCAUCCUCGCGAUAUAUCCGAACGAACUGUAAACGGAAACGGAAACGGAACAGAAGCGCGUCCAAGUGGUACCACCAGCACAGCGGAUACCGGUUACUCCUCAGUAUCAAACACUCGUUCUGCAGCUAGUCUCACAAACGGCCACUACAAUCCCACUAAAAACCGUCUUCUUCAAUCCAGCACCACCACCAACAUCAACGGAUCAAGUAACGGCAUUAAUGGCAAAGAUUCACGAGUCAAUACGGAACAUUCGCCUUACAGGGUUGAAAAUCCUAAUAGUGUAAGAAAUAACAAAAACGCCUGCAGUAAUCCUGGCGUAUUUAACCUAGAUCUGAAUAACUCAAGUGUUCCAUUAACAAACAAUCAAUACAGAGAUAGAGAUACGAAUCAGCCGGUUCGUGGCACACGAAUGCACAUUAAUCAUUUGUUAGACAAAUUAUCACCGCAGAGUCCUAUCGUACCACCUGCAAUCGGGAAUUCCCCGAUGAAGCGCAGUAUAAUCGAUCUAUUAUCCAGCUUGCAUCAUAAUAACAACAAUAAUAAUUUAUCAAAUAAUGUUAAGUGUAACCGAGAAGUUAAUUUGCGUACAGUGCCAACUCAGACGGAAAAUUAUACAAGUAAUUCACGAUUAUUUAAUUUAGAUUCUUCAAAGUGGCUGUACCAUGGUCGAGAAAUCGGCAGAGAUGAUGCGGAGAUACCUGCUAAAACUCAGAAGCGCGAAAAAAUAUCUACUUUAAUUCGCGAAGAACUUAUUACUGAUGAUCAAAACAACGACACAGUGGAGUAUGAUUUUUUAUCAGCCCAGCUUAUGACUUCUAAUGUCCGUCACAUGGGAAGUUUAAAUCCUCUGUUCUACCCGCAUUUAAUUCCAGACGUCCCAAUUUCUGACGGACAGUCUGCAGGGGCAAACAACGACCGCCAGGAAAAUAAUUCAGCGAGUCUAAACUCGGGGGAGGCCGACGAAGCCGUGGAGAGACUAGACAAUCGAUAUGUGGAGAGCUUUAACGCCACUAUCAAUAAAAGUCUGAAGAGAUUGAGAGAUCAGGAUAUUAAUUCAUCGCACAAGUCAACAUCGACUAGCGAAAUUGAUCACAUGUCGACGGUCGCUCUUGGAGAUGGUGCUGACGGAGGAUACUUUGGUGCAAUAGAAACUGGCGAAGUGUCUCGCGUGACUCCUUCUGGUGUUUCCGAGAACGUUGAUGGGAAUAUCGACGUGACUGUUAUUCAUAAACCUUGUAAUGAUGAUUUAAUGGCGUGUAAUAGUGUCGGCUCGGCUAUUACAGCUACUGGGGCGAUGGUUAUUACUCCGAGUACGAUUACUAUGACUGUGGCUGCUAUUACUACCACAAGUACUAGUACUAACACAACUCCUCAACUUUUGUACGAUAAUGACAUGCAAACAGUUAGCGAAAUCGAUGAUAAUACCUCUUUAAACUCAUCCGAAACUUCCGUUUCUGUUAUAUCACGACAAGCUCCUGAUGGUGGAAAUCCAAUUGAAGAUCCUGGUAGAUUUGUUUCCAAGCCAAAUGAUCACGAACAUGACGACUCCUCCUCGGAAAGUUAAAAUCCCAUUUUUUAAGUUUUUUCUUUUAUUUUUAAUGUGGGUCAAUCUGGCUUUUUUAUUACUUUAUUUAUUUUAAUGCAUUUAAUCAACUUUCUAUGGUAAUUUUUAGCUUUUUAUCUUGCUCAUGAUCAAGUUAUGAAUUGAUAUAAAAAAAUUAUAUUUAUAACAGCACUUUUUAGUGUUUGUAAAUUUGACCAGUGACUGAUUCAUGUAUACGUAAUUAGAUAAUAUUUUUAAAAACGUUAAAUGUUAAAUUUAUAUAUUUAAAUAGUGUUGUCAAGUGCAGUUUGCUAACAUAUUAGCUGUAUUAAAAGUGCGCAUCGAACAAUAUUAAUUAUAAAAAAUAUUUUUUAUAUUAUCUUUCUUGUAAAUAGCGCUCAAUAAUUAUAA